Molecule: messenger RNA, 543 nt
Organism: Cylicostephanus goldi
Lineage: Eukaryota; Metazoa; Nematoda; Chromadorea; Rhabditida; Strongylidae
Source: the annotation of a GenBank genome assembly
UCCAUCGCUUCCUUCGAAAAUAUUUUUGAUUCUAGAGUCGUUUACGUGUUCGGUGAUCCUGUGCUGUAUCCCAUAACAACAAUUACACCGACUUACUUGAAUGCCUUUACCGUGAGAACCUUGCAAGAGGUGGGAAUUUUUGUAAUAGCUGACCACCUCGCAACUGAGGUAUUGCAUGGUAGGAAAAUAAAUGGCACUCGAGAUCCAGAUUUGGAAGAUCUAACGAAGAAAGUGCAGCAGAUGCCUGUUGUGAUGAUCCCCAUUCAUUUUGAUCGCCUCCCCAACGAAGUCAAUUCUUAUAAACGUUCCUUUGUCUUACGACCAUUUAUCACUUCCGAUUUUAUGACGGGACUUGCAGCUUUACCAGGAAGAGAUAUCCCUGAGAAGGUAUGGCAAGUAAGUAACUGCGCAAAAUCCCCGCUAACAUCCAUUUUGCAGAGUGUUUAUGAAAUGGUUCACCGAAUCGUAACCCAUGUGAAGAGCACAUCGAGGGUUAUGAUUGACCUAACCAGUAAGCCUCCCGGAACCACGGAGUGGGAAUGA